Messenger RNA from Plodia interpunctella (Indianmeal moth), 4886 nucleotides. It is a transcript of the gene PIG-O, whose product is annotated as Phosphatidylinositol glycan anchor biosynthesis class O. Gene Ontology annotation, molecular function: mannose-ethanolamine phosphotransferase activity. Gene Ontology annotation, cellular component: endoplasmic reticulum membrane. Lineage: Eukaryota; Metazoa; Arthropoda; Insecta; Lepidoptera; Pyralidae. Gene Ontology annotation, biological process: GPI anchor biosynthetic process. The transcript is spliced from 10 exons. The record is from RefSeq and is a predicted model, not a curated record. Bases 173 to 3022 code for a protein of 949 amino acids.
AGUGUCAAUCAAUUCGAUUCGAUGAGAAAGAAAAAGAUGAAAAACCUGCUGGUGUGUGUAGGUCUGUUUCAUUGCGGUUAAUUUGUUUCCAUAAUUUUAGGUGUUUCUUUUUGGGAGUUUAUUUAAGACAUAACUAAAUGUUCACUUAAAUUAUUCAGUUUUUGUUACUACUAUGAAAGAAAAAUGGAAUUAUGUCAUAUAUCUCUUAUGGUUUUCGUAUUUGGUGUUAUCAGCCGUCUUGAUGUUCGGUCAUGGAUUUUUGCUUUCUCGUAAAACGUUGAGCGACGUUUCUGAAUGUGUGUCUCUGAAAAACUUCGGGUGUGAUGGCCGUGUGAACUUGGAAUCGACAGAAACGUGUACCGAAGAUGAGAAAAUUCGCAGGAUCCUAUCUAAUCCUGCAGCAGAAUUGGUUUGCACAUCUACUCGGUUCAGGGUUGUGUUUAUGCUCGUAGAUGCACUUAGAUAUGACUUCACGGAGUAUGACCCUGGGCUCCAGGAUCCCCUGCCUUAUCAGAAUUGUCUCCCAGUGAUAAGUGAAACGUUAGAAAAGUUUCCAAAGCAUUCCAGGCUGUUCCGUUUCAUGGCAGACCCACCCACCACAACUCUCCAAAGGGUCAAAGCACUAGUUACUGGUUCUUUACCAACAUUCAUUGAUGCAAGCUCCAACUUUGCUGCAACAGAAUUACGAGAAGACAACACAAUUGACCAAGUUGCUAUGGAUGGUGGUAAAAUAGUUUUGCUUGGUGAUGACACAUGGGCUCGACUGAUUCCAGGGAAAUAUACCCGUUCUCAUGUCAUGUAUUCUUUCCACACAUGGGAUCUAGACACUGUUGAUUCUGAGGUUGAUACAAAAAUAUAUGAUGAACUGCAAAAAGAUGACUGGAAUCUCCUUAUAGCCCACUAUUUAGGAGUAGAUCACGCAGGUCAUAGGUAUGGACCGAACCACCGGGAAAUGACGAGGAAGCUUAAUGAAACCAAUAUUCGCUUGAAGAAGAUGAUUGAGAUUCUACCACCAGAUGUGUUGUUGAUUGUAGUCGGAGACCAUGGCAUGACUGAGACAGACUCACAAGAAGGAUUUGAUGAUCAGGGAGACCAUGGUGGAGAGAGUAGAGCAGAACGAACAGCAGCCUUAUUCGCGUAUAGAGGAUCAGGUCUUAGCAGUAACGACUAUGGGUUUUCGAAUGGCAAAGAGGUGCAGCAGACGGAAUUAGCCCCAACUAUUAGCGCGGCUCUGGGGAGACCGCCGCCAGCGCCAUCUCUUGGCAGCGUGUUGUUCCCAGUACUGCCAACUUUGACAAUACCACAGACUCUGCUGCAUAUGAGUAAUGGUAUGAAGCAGGUAAUGAAAUACCUUGUGCGAUAUGGAGAAGAAUCUCAACAAAUACCACUUGACAGACUAGCGCAGUUUAUUAACGCGACUAGAGAACAAUUAGAUAAAAUUAACAAGGUCAACACGGAGGCAGAACUAGUCAAAUAUUUCGAUGAAGUCAGAGUGCUGAUCGAUAAUAUACGCGGCGGCUUCCGAGAAGUGUGGGUAGAAUUCGACUCCUUAUCCAUGCUCAGAGCGCUUCUACUGCUCAUUCUAGUCAUAUUCUUCAACUGCCUCGUGACCGAAGGGCUUCCAACCGACAGAAUUCCAAGCAUUUUCGCUAGCUCCUUUGUACCUACUGGUGUAAUCGCUAAUGCUGUCUGCAUAUCUUUGUGCUACACCAUAUUUUACUUCGAAUUGUUGGAAGACCUUGAACAUGCAAUAAUUUUGAGUACCGGUUUAAUAUCCGGAGCUAUGUUAUGCACGCUAGUCAUUAUGCACUGGGACGGCAUUACUCAAAGAUGGUACGAAAACAAAAAUGUGUUUUACGAGCGAUUCGCAAGAGCCGUAUUAUUCGGUUCAGCUGCAAUUUUGUCUUCAAAUAGUUUUAUAAUCGAAGAGGGCGCCAGUUUGUCAUAUCUGUCACUGUCAAUUUUGGCGGCAUUCGUGUGGAAUGUCAAAACUCUAGAGGCAGUAACACUAUGGGCUUUGUCUGGGAUUAUAUUAGCGGUAUCAAGGAGUUAUAGAGGUUGUAGGGAAGAGCAGGGGGCGUGCUGGACUGAGGGGAAAGGAGUUCCAAGUGGCCAGCCAUCUAGAUUAGCAUUGAUAUUAGCUUUAGGUUCAAUUGCAGCUGUGUUGGCUAUAACGAGGCGGCAUAUUGGAUGGCGUGGCCAUGGAUUAGUGUUAGCUGGGUUAUUUUCUUGUGCUCAUUGGGCACUUGGGUGGAGGAGUUUAGGUUCUCCGAGUAGGUCAAGAUUCUUAGCCCGUUGUGCUUGGUUGGUCCUUGCUGUAAUGUUUCUGUUGCUAUGGAAGAGGGAACGCGGAGGGGCAACCCUGGCCUUGAUAAUUUGCAGUCUGCUGAUAUAUGUGGCCAAUUGUUUGGUGCUCGGAGCUUCGUAUGCACCAUCGGCGGCUAUAGGCUUGCUUUCAGGGUUCUUGGCACUUAAUGUCGUUUCCAUGAUGAAGAGCGAGGGGUCUAAUAAGUUUUCGAUCUCAACCCGCACAAGCGCAAGCGUGGCUUGCAUGUGGGCGUUGCUGGCCUCCUACCAUUUCUAUGGGACCGGCCACCACGCGACCCUCGGACAUUUGAGGUGGGCGCCGGCCUUCCACGCGGGGGACCCCAACUACUUGAGCAUCAGUCCUUUGAUCAUCGGAUUCUUGGUGUCCCUCGAAUUGUUCGGUAUGCCGCUGUUGUUCGGCGCAGCGGUGCCCCUCCUGGCGCUGUGGCCCCGCUCGGGCGCCGCGGCCGUCGGGCCUCGCACUCAGCUGGCGGCUGUCUUCACCCUGUGCCUUAAAUUCGGCCUCUGCUUCGCCGUUAGAGUAUUUGCGUCAGCCUUAGCGGCUACAGUCCACUGCCGCCACCUCAUGAUAUGGGGCGUGUUCACACCGAAACUUUUGUUCGAGAGCGGCGCGUGCGCAGCGGCACUAUUGGGCAUGGUCAUUGGCGCAACUCUCACCACGUGGCAUCUGCCGACCAAUCAGCGACAGAGUUGACGGAAGAAAAACAAUUAGGCAAUUAUGAGCUUUGGAACAAGCUUUGUUAAGGUUUUAAAUUAACCAUAAUACGAUUUUAUAACGAUACGGGUUAUUGUAAUGUUUUGGUUUCGUUUUGUUGAGGAUUUUAAAGGCGUUUGGUUUUUUGUUGUUAGUUUCGUGAGAUUUGUUUGCUCUGUUGUUUUUAUAUGCAAUGAUUUAUAUUAGCCGAAUUGUAUCAUAUAUGUCGAAAAUGUUUAAUAACAUUAAUAAUAAAAGUGAAAAGGUGAAAGUACUAACGUUAAUUUUGUUUUGUUUGAAUGGUAAAAACAACGUGGCUUAAAAUGACUAUUCGGUAGAAUUGCCGAUUGAAAAAAUGCCAUUCGAAAAACGAGUGAUAUAUUGUAAAGAAAAAUAACCAAACUUAGUACAUUAUAAACAUAUUUUAUAAACUUAUGUAUAUCAAUCGAUCGUAGUUUGUGUAUUAACUCAAAAUAUUCGUCGCAUAACUGUCGUGGUGUUUGAUAUAAUCUAAAAUAUACAAAAAUAUUAAUUUAAGUAAGCAAGCUUGUUUCAGAGCUUCACUAAGGAGAAUUAAGUUAUUUCGAGCCAUAAAGUUAUAUUAAUGUCUGCUCAUUCAACAGCAGCGACGCAGAUAAGUUUGCCGAUGACGAGAUUUUACAUUAUUAUGAAUGCAUUUGAUCGCAUUUUACUUUAUUAAUAGGGAAUAUUGCAUACUUACUUUCCUUACUCCAAUUAAAUCUGCAUAACUAAACAUUUUUUUUUUAAUUGAAGAUAAUCGAGAUUUAAACAGAUAAAUCCGAUAUGGACUUUCAGAUUUCUGAUCGCAAAAGAAAGAUGGAUGUUAAAAUUUAAUAGCAUAUAAAUUGUUCGUUCUAUAUUUCAUAUUCUAUAACUUUUUAUUUAAAUAUAGGUAUUUUCGUACUAUACUACGUUAGAAAUAGUUUAUAUUUAUAUCAUAUUAUUUCCUAUUGAAAGUCACUAAAUUAUUUAAUAAUGGGAAUGUUUUUUUUUAGCAUUUGAAUGGUUGUGUUAGUCUCCAAAGCGAUAGUGUAAGAACGGAAUAGAUCAUAAUUAAUACUAAUUAUUUCGGACUCUGUAAAUAAAUUUGAAUUCAAAACUGUUUAAGUAACAAAUUAUUGGUUAUAUUUAUAUAAACUAAUCUUUAUAAUAUUUUUUUAUGUAUUUUGUAUUUAAUAGUGCUCACUCCAGUAUUACAUAUUAUAUGGCUUCAUGAGUAAGAUUCCACUGGACUCGCUUUACAAAGAAUGCAGUUUAUGUAGAUAGUUGCUAUACUUAUAGUAUUGUAAUAUAUACCUAACAUAGAAACAGACACUGCUAUAAAGGCUGAAAACAUAUGAAAUUUGUUAUUGUGGCAACUUUUUAAUAUUAAUCCCUAAGGCCGCUUUUACACUAGUCAGUUAAUACGUAAGUACAAGAACUCAGGGCUGUCAAAUUUAGUGUGAAGUAAUCAAGUUACUUUUACAUAAGCUAGCUCAUGGAGUUAAAACUUACGUAAUAACUUACUAGUGUAUAGGCGGCCUUAAUAUCUCUAUGUACAAGACACAAAAAGAUGUGGACUCUUUGUGGGUACAUUGGUGGGAUUGUUGUAUUGAAGUACAAAAAGUUUUGGUUAUACUGAAAGUUUUGUAUUGAAUUUAUAUUUAAUAUGCAAGUAAAGUUUAAGACAGUUAUGUAAAUUAGAAUAUAUUUUGUUUUCGCAAAUCACUUGUGUUCAGUAUUAAUUUGCAACUCAAACAUAAAUGCUUUUAUGUUUUAGUUGUUGCAUUUUUAAUAGGUAGGUAUCGAUCUAUCAGUACCGGUAUAGACGAAAAUUAAAUUGCGAACUUUUAGAAAUUUCUUG